UGGUCAGAAGAUAUUUCAACUCUAACGCAGCAUGAUCGAAACAUACAGCCAACCUUCCUCCAGGUCUGUGGCCACUGGACCACCUGCUGCCAGCAUGAAAAUUUUUAUGUAUUUACUAACUGUUUUCCUUAUCACCCACAUGAUUGGGUCGGCACUUUUUGCUGUGUAUCUUCACAGAAGACUGGACAAGAUAGAAGAUGAAAUGAAGCUUCAUGAAGAUUUUAUGUUCAUGAAAAGGAUAUGGAAAUGUAACAAAGACGAAGGUGCUUUGUCCUUACUGAACUGUGGGGAAAUCAGAAGCCAGUUUGAAAGCCUCGUCAAGGAUAUAAUGCUAAACAACGGUGAGGGUGUGAAGAUAAAAGAGACCAAGUAUGAAAUGCAAAAAGGUGAUCAGGACCCACAAGUUGCAGCCCAUGUCAUCAGUGAGGCCAGUAGCAAAACAACAUCUGUUCUACAGUGGGCCCAGAAAGGAUACUACACCAUGAGCAGUGACUUGGUAACCCUGGAAAAUGGGAGACAACUGGCUAUUAAAAGACAAGGAUUCUAUUACAUCUAUGCCCAAGUCACCUUCUGUUCCAAUCGGGCCACUCCAACUCAAGCGCCAUUCAUAGCCAGCCUCUGCCUGAGAGCCCCCAGCAGAUCUGAGAGAAUCCUGCUCCGAGCUGCAAACACCCACAAUUCGGCCAAACCUUGCAGGGAACAAUCUGUUCAUUUGGGAGGAGUAUUCGAACUGCAACCAGGUUCUUCACUGUUUGUCAAUGUGACGGAUCCAAGUCUAGUAAGCCAUGGGAUUGGCUUCACAUCCUUUGGUUUACUCAAACUCUGAACAAUGUCUCCUCGCAAAGCUGCACUGGGCUGGUGCUGGUAGUCCUCACGAUACAGCCAAGCAGUUAAAACCACCCCUGUUGAACUGCCUAUUUAUAACCCCAGGAUCCUCCGGAUGGAGAACUAUUUAUUACACACCUCCAAAGCAUGUAGGGCUGCAGUAAAUGAAUUAUGGGGGUUGAAAGGGAGAGCAAGACAGGCCCUGUGCUGUCAGAACAUAAGUUCUGAUGCAGCAAGUUCACUGAAGCAGACACCCACAGUAUGCUCUGAAAAGACAAGGCCAUUGUGCACAGAAUGAAUUCGGAGUAGGUAACAGCUAAUCAGCCAAGUUUAGUUUUGUUUCUUUGCAUACAGAGCCUUGCGGUGGACAGUGUUUUUGACUUAUCAGCGGAGAUAUAGAAGGGAGAGAGGGAGCCUCAGUUCACACUCAGUUAUGGUUGAUUCUGGGGCCCUGAUGGAGGGGACAGGCUCUAGCAAAAUCUACUGCUGUGGAGAACUAAAAACCCCUGCUCCACCUCCCACCUGACACUCAUUAAUUUUCUCUCUCCCUACACACACACACACACACACACACACACACACAGACUCAAGCUGUUGCCAGUCAGUUAUCUUACUUCAACCCUGACCCAGUCUCUAGCUCUGUGGGGGGGUCGGGAAAGCAGAGAAAGCAGCUCUGAGCCUGCCCCCAUUUCCCCCACAAUGACUGUAUUUAAAAGAAAUCUGUCGUAUCUACCUUCAGUCUCCAUUGUUUCCAGAGCGAACUUAUGAUUAUCUUAUUUAUUUUUGAAUAAUAAAGAGCCCUUGAUCUUACUGCUGCUGUUGC
Erinaceus europaeus (western European hedgehog) is the source of this 1648-nucleotide messenger RNA. RefSeq names its product CD40 ligand (gene CD40LG). Gene Ontology annotation, molecular function: tumor necrosis factor receptor binding. The transcript is spliced from 5 exons. The record is from RefSeq and is a predicted model, not a curated record. Lineage: Eukaryota; Metazoa; Chordata; Mammalia; Eulipotyphla; Erinaceidae. Gene Ontology annotation, cellular component: membrane. Gene Ontology annotation, biological process: immune response. The coding region runs from base 32 to 826 and encodes 264 amino acids.